GAGCAACGAUUGAACGUAGGAAUCAGCACCACAACUAUAAGAGUCAUCACAUUUUCUUCUCAAAUGGCAUGUUUACGGGAGCGACAACCUGAUCACCCUCAUCGGAGAGAAAGGAACAGCAGCCUUGUGAUUCACCGUCGUCGUCGUCUCUCGCCGCCGCCGGUGAAUCAAGUUUCAUCGCUCGUUGUUCCUUUUUCUUUUCCCCCGGCCACCAUAAUUAUCAUAAUUCCUUCAAUACAGCCACAUAUAUUCCACCAUGUCCGGAUUCAAUCAUCUUCGUCUUGGUCUUCUGGUUGUGGUGGUGGGCUUGUUGUCAUCUCUUGCUGAGUCGUUCAGGUUCGAGCUUCCCCCAGGUCGCACCAAAUGCAUCACCGAAGACAUAACCAGCAAUUCUAUGACCGUCGGAAAAUACCAUAUUGUCCCUGUCAAGCAGGGUCGUCCUCCGCCCGAUGACCACAGAAUCAACGUUCGGGUAACAUCAAUGCUUGGGAAACACUACCAUUCGGCAGACCAUGUAAUGUCAGGAGAAUUUGCAUUCAUGGGAGUAGAAGCUGGAGAUUACAUGACAUGUUUCUGGACAAGUAUCGUUAUUUCAAACCUAACCAUUGAUUUCGACUGGAAAAUUGGUGUGGUCACCAAGGGUUGGUCUGGGGUUGUUAAGAAAGCCCACAUUGAUUUAUUGGAGUUAGAGCUGUUGAAGAUGCAAGGCACUGUCUCGUCCAUUCGCAACGAGAUGCAUUAUCUUCGUUCAAGAGAAAAAGAAAUGCAAGAGCUCAACUUAUCCACCAACGAUAGAAUGUUAUGGUUCAGUUCGCUUUCACUUCUUAUCUGCUUAUCAGUAGUGGGCUUGCAAGUUUGGCACUUGAAGACCUACUUUUUGAGAAAGAAAAUCCUAUAAUAUUUUGGCCUAAGUUUUUUUUCCCCUCCCCCUAGAAAGAGCUUCUGUAGAAUAUAUGUAGCAGCCAGCAAAUUGGUGCUCCGUAGA
Messenger RNA from Neltuma alba, 985 nucleotides. Its product is annotated as transmembrane emp24 domain-containing protein p24delta7. The transcript is spliced from 4 exons. NCBI's taxonomy places the organism in Eukaryota, Viridiplantae, Streptophyta, Magnoliopsida, Fabales, Fabaceae. Bases 257 to 898 code for a protein of 213 amino acids. The record is from RefSeq and is a predicted model, not a curated record.